GAUGGCACACAAGGGAUCAAUAUUAUGGCAAUAUUACGUAGCCAUCUCCCUUCCCAGCCCUCGCCGAAACAAAACAACCACAUAGGAUUGAUUACCAGGAAGAAUUCAAACGUUGUUGUUGUUCAUGUUGUUACAUUAUUCGAAGGUGCACGAAACAUUAUUAUUAUUCAUUGAUUGAUUGUUAAUCAUGUCGUCAGCGCCGCUGCGUAGAAAAAAGGUGUUUGAAAAGUGGUGCCGCAGCCACCACGACGAGGCAGCGGAUGACGAGACAGACAGAGAUUGUAUUGACAGUAUCCAUGAGAUGUCCAAGGAUGAGGGCAGCCAAUACAGCCUCACCGGCAUCCCUCUUCCACCGCUCGGCGCCAACGCCAACCCCAACUACCGGCGGCCCAAGCUCGGCAGUUUCAUCAUCUCACCAUUUAGCCAUCGUUACAAGAUGUGGGAAUUGUUUCUGGCGGUUUUAGUUGUCUACACUGCAUGGGUGGUCCCUUUUGAGUUUGGAUUCCUUGAUGAACCGAUGCUAGGUCUUUCAAUUAGUGACAACAUUGUGAAUGUGUUUUUCAUCGCGGACAUUGUGCUGAGAUUCUUUGUUGCAUACCUAGACAAGUCUACAUAUCUGAUGGUCGACGAUCGUAAGCGCAUUGCUUUGAGAUAUCUCAGAACAUGGUUCACCUUUGAUGCCAUUGCCUCCGUUCCGUCGGAGCUUUCCCACAAGUUAUUGCCCGGUAAAUUGAAGACAUACGGCUACUUCACUAUGCUCCGCCUCUGGCGUCUCCGUAGAGUCAGUAAAAUGUUUGCAAGUUUAGAGAAGGACAAGAAUUAUAACUACUUCUGGGUGCGGUGUUCAAAGCUCAUAUGUGUAACUCUAUUUUCAGUGCAUUUUGCUGGCUGCAUUUUCUUUUUUAUUGGUGCCCAUCAUGACCGAACAACAUCUUGGAUUUCGAUAGUCCCUGAUGCCGCUAAGACGAGUCUCAUGAGUAACUAUGUGACAUCAGUGUACUGGUCCAUAACGACUCUUUCAUCAGUUGGUUAUGGCGAUCUGCAUCCUGUAAAUACAGGGGAGAUGGUGUUUGACAUAUUCUACAUGUUCUUUAAUCUGGGACUCACAGCAUAUCUCAUUGGAAACAUGACGAACUUAGUUGUUCAUCGGACAAGCAGAACAAGGAAAUAUAGAGACACAGUUCAAGCAGCCGCAGGUUUCGCGCAGCGGAAUCUGUUACCUAUCAGGCUGCAAGAGCGGAUGCUUGCUCAUUUGCAAACCAAAUACAGAACUGAUUUAGAAGGACUGCAGCAUCAAGAGAUUAUUGAUUCCCUUCCAAAGGCUAUUCGAUCUAGUAUCUCACAAUUUCUAUUCCUUCCAAUCCUGGACAAAGUGUACUUGUUUCAUGGAGUGUCAUGUGACCUUCUUUUUCAAUUGGUCACAGAGAUGAAGGCUGAGUAUUUUCCUCCAAAGGAAGAUGUGAUUUUGCAGAAUGAAGCGCCAACGGACUUCUAUAUCUUUGUCACCGGGGAAGGAGAACUCAUCAAAGAAAAGAAGGGAGCUGAAACUAUUGUUGGUGAGAUAAAGGCAGGGGAUGUAGUUGGAGAAAUAGGAGUUCUAUGUUACAGGCCACAGCAGUUUACAGUUCGAACCAAAAGAUUGUGCCAAAUUCUGCGCUUGAAUCGUACUACAUUUCUAAAUCUUGCACAUUCAAAUGUUGGAGAUGGGACAGUUAUCAUGAACAAUUUUCUCCAUCAUUUGCAAACAUCAGACCUUCCAGAUAUGGAUGUUGUUUUGGCAGAAACACAAGCCAUGCUGGCUCGGGGUAAAAUGGAUUUACCCGUCAGCGCGUGCUUUGCGGUGGAGAGAAAGGACGAUGAAUUGUUAAGUCGGUUGCUGAAGCAGGGUUCAGAUCCAAACGAAAUUGAUCCUAAUAAGAAUGGAAAGACAGCACUGCAUAUUGCAGCUUUCAAAGGCUAUAGGCACUGUGUGGCUUUGCUUCUAGAACAUGGUGCUGACGCAAAUAGUAGAGAUAGGGAUGGAAGUGUGCCACUAUGGGAAGCAAUGCUGGGUGGGCAUGAAUCUGUGAAGGAGCUUCUUAUAGACAAUGGUGCAGAGUUAUCAGCAGCUGAUCCAGGCUUUGUAGCAUGCUCUGCUGUUGAGCAGAACAACUUGAAAUUGCUCAAGGAAAUUGUUCAGCAUGGUGUGGAUGUGACACAGCCCAAAGAGAAUGGAAUCACUGCACUGCAUUCUGCAGUGUGUGAAGGAAACAUAGAGCUGGUGCAGUUCCUUCUGGACCAAGGAACAGAUGUUGAUAAACCAGAUGAUAAGGGUUGGACUCCAAGGGCCAUGGCAGAACAACAAGGUCAUGAAGAAAUCAAGAACAUAUUCCAGACCAAAGGUGGAGGUGAUGACAUGGUGCCUCUAAUGAGAAAGCCAAUGCAUGGAAAUGUAACUUGCAUUGGGAUUGGCAAGUUUCAAAGUGAACCAAACAUGCCUGCUUGUGUUUCCCAAGAUAGCAUGCCACAACCACCUAGUGAAGAGUUAAGAUGGCUAGAUAAUCAUAGGAGGAGAAGGGCUAGCACUUUUCAUAAUUCCAUUUUUGGCACCAUCUCAGCUGCUAAUCGAGAUAAAUGGGAACGCAAGUCACAUGAAAACAGUAGCAGUAGCCAUGUCAAUGGAUCAGAAGCCAUUAGAGUGACAAUUAGUUGUCCUGAGAAAGGUGACCCUGCUGGAAAGCUAAUUUUGCUUCCCAAGUCCCUUGAGGAACUGCUAGAUGUUGGUGCCAAAAAGUUUGAUUUCUCUCCCACAAAAAUCUUGACCACAGAAGGAGCUGAAAUUGAUGACAUAAACCUUAUACGAGAUGGUGAUCAUGUUAUUAUUGCAAGCGAGUGAAGCGACUGAUAUCAUGUUUGCAUCAACUUAUGUUUUAUCAUAAUCAUUUCUAGCAUUUAUUAGUUGUUCACAAAAAUUUCUCCUUAAAAUUGAAUUUGACUUUAGAAUCAAUUGUAAAAGAAGUUCUAAACAUGCAUCAAAGAGAGAAAUGAUAAUUGGUUCUUUAGCUUUUUCGAUGCCAUAUUGCCAUGUGCAUCCAUUGCUGCAUUGUAAUAUCCAGUUACCCUUUUCCCUACAUUCUUAGUUUAGUUCCUCUCAAUACCUUGCUUGUAACUUGUAAAGUAGCGAAAUUAAUCCCUGCCCCUUGGCUAAUUUAAGAUUAGUGUACAGUGGAA
Molecule: messenger RNA, 3210 nt
Organism: Lotus japonicus
Lineage: Eukaryota; Viridiplantae; Streptophyta; Magnoliopsida; Fabales; Fabaceae
Product: potassium channel AKT1-like
Exons: 12
Coding region: 188-2875 (895 amino acids)
Biological process (GO): transmembrane transport; potassium ion transport
Cellular component (GO): membrane
Molecular function (GO): voltage-gated potassium channel activity; protein binding
Source: RefSeq, a predicted model, not a curated record